AUGGACAUGGGUUCUAUCUCCGACCUACCGGCGUUCGCCCACGACGCGCCUGCCAAGUUCACUGUACCGCCGGCGCCGGCGUGGACGUACGCGCAGAAGGUUGACGCCACCCCCGAAGGCUGUGAAUGGGUUGCCGGUGAGAAGUCCGGUUUUCAUGGCGUCGAUCCCGCGACGACGGAUCGCACGAAAUUGUACGCGCUCAUGACCAGCGGGAUUGUCCCUCGCCCGAUCGCGUUUGUGUCCAGCAUAUCCGAGGACGGCGUAGAGAAUCUCGCUCCGUUCAGCUGGUUUAACAUGGUUGCGCCCGAUCCGCCCCUCAUCUCCUUUGCGGUAAGGCACGAGCCACGUGCAGACGGGUUGAAAGACACGCUGCGAAACGUGCUGAAGACGAAGGAGUUUACGGUGAAUAUCAUCAGUCACGCGUUUGUCGAAAACGCAAACGCCACAGCGGUAGACGCACCUGCAGAGAUCAGCGAGUGGCCGCUGAGCGGACUGACGAAGGAGCCGAGUCUUAAGGUGAAAGCCGCGCGUGUGAAGGAGAGUGCAUUUAGCAUGGAGUGCGAGCUGUUCCAGUCGCACGACAUCGUGCACCCUGAGUCGGGCGAGACGACGUCGACGCUGGUGCUCGGGCUCGUGAAGUACAUCCACGUGCGCAAGGAUGUACUGAACGAACGCGGGCUUGUCGACCCGGUGAAGCUGAACGCCGUAGCGCGUUUGGGGGACAUCACAUAUGCGCGCCAGGGCGACCUGUUCCGCAUCCCGCGCCCAACGUGGGCGGCGAAUGGCGAGGUGAUCAGUGGGUUGCAGUGA
This is a messenger RNA of Sparassis crispa, 810 nucleotides long. RefSeq lists its product with no specific name. Lineage: Eukaryota; Fungi; Basidiomycota; Agaricomycetes; Polyporales; Sparassidaceae. The transcript is spliced from 8 exons. The coding region runs from base 1 to 810 and encodes 269 amino acids. The record is from RefSeq and is a predicted model, not a curated record. Gene Ontology annotation, molecular function: FMN binding.